Messenger RNA from Ochotona princeps (American pika), 1088 nucleotides. It is a transcript of the gene PRSS55, whose product is annotated as serine protease 55. The transcript has 5 exons. Lineage: Eukaryota; Metazoa; Chordata; Mammalia; Lagomorpha; Ochotonidae. Gene Ontology annotation, biological process: proteolysis. Gene Ontology annotation, molecular function: serine-type endopeptidase activity. The record is from RefSeq and is a predicted model, not a curated record. Bases 104 to 1063 code for a protein of 319 amino acids.
UGUUUCAUCACCCAAGCCCAUUGUGACAUCACCAGUGGGGCCCUGUUACUCCCCUAGGCUCUGACCUCAGCCAUCUCCCCAGGCCCCCAGCCCAGCAAGGGCUAUGUUCCUCUUCUCAAUUGUCCUGCUCCUGUCCUGGGUCAAGGGCGAAAAUGUCGGAUGUGGUGAAAGACCUGCCUUUGAGGAAAAAACUCGGCAUUCCAGAAUCAUAAUGGGGACAGAGGCUGGGGUGGGUGAGUUUCCAUGGCAGGUGAGUAUUCAGACAGAAAACCAGCACUUCUGUGGCGGUGCCAUCCUCAACGCACAGUGGAUUCUCACGGCUGCUCACUGCAUAUAUUCUGAGAUGCUCAUAGUGGCGAACCUGAAAGUCGUUGCAGGGACUAAUGACUUAACCAGCCCAACCCGGCUGGAAAGGAGUGUCACCAGCAUCAUUUAUCCAAAGGCCUUUGAUAAAUAUAGCAUGGACAAUGACGUCGCCUUGCUGCUGCUGUCUUCACCCAUCACAUUCGGUGACUUGAUAGUGCCCAUCUGCCUGCCCACGCUGCCCAGCUCCUCCAAGUGGCAUGAGUGCUGGGUGGCAGGAUGGGGCCAGACCAAGACUGAUGACAAAGAGUCCAUGUCAAUGGAUCUGAUGAAAGUGCCAAUGGUCAUCAUGGAUCAGGAGGAAUGUGUCAAGGUGUUUUCAAACCUUACCAAAAAUAUGAUGUGUGCUGGAUACAGUAAUAAGAGCUAUGACGCCUGCCAGGGUGAUAGUGGGGGACCUCUUGUCUGCACCCAACCUCCUGACAAGAAAUGGUACCAGGUGGGUAUCAUCAGCUGGGGCAAGGGCUGUGGACAGAAGAACACACCAGGAAUAUACACCAUGUUAAUAAACUACCACCGCUGGAUCGAGAAUGUGACCCAGCUACAUGGAAGUCCAUUGUAUUCUAAGGAGCCAGAGAACACAUCUAAAAAGAAACAAGUGGACUCCUGGACCUCUGAUUCCCCAGUGCCAGGACAUUUCAGAUCCUGGCUCCGUUUGUGUCCUCUGUUCUAUAUGUUGUUAAGAGCUAUUUUCUACUAAGAUUAAAACAGAUGCUAUUCUUUUA